ACUUCAUUGUGUUUUAUUCAGAGGCUACCCUUUGUAAGUGUGAGCUGUCUGUGACUGAUGUAGACUUGGAAUUCAUCAGUGGAGAGUGCUGAAAAACAUCUUCUGUUGUAAAUAUGUGCACCAUCACAAUAUCAAAGCAGUGGGUACUAAUCUCCAAAUAUCUAAUGUAGGUAUCUGGACAGUUUGAAGUUCAGCACAGGUGCAGUAUAUUAUCAUACAAGCCCAGAGGCAUCAUGGAUGGAAGCUGUGAUUGCUGAUCUUGCAGGCUAAGCAGGUCAAGUUGGCUAUGUCCCUGCAUGGAAGAUACUCAGAUGGCUCUGAGAGCAUUGUAGACUGCUCCUAACUUGUACUUGUACCUCAGAGUUGGGGGACCCAGUGUAAUGCUUGUCUCUGGCUGUUGUAUCUGGAGGCACUCUCUUUUGGGGUAAGAUACUGCCUGCUGGUGCUUUUGUCAAGUAAUGAUAGUUAUGUUGGUGUCCUAGGCAUGUUGUCUGUGUUUUGACAGCUAGAUAUCUCUGAUAAAGCAGUCUCAGUUCUAGUCUGACUAAUAAGUCUUUGCCUGCUAAGAUUCCUGUGCUGCUUCAUUCGGGUGAUGCUCCCAGACUGUUGUACAAGUUUGCUCUGUCUUUGUCAUGUCUUUUGCCCAGUUGCCGGGAGGUCACCCAACUGGAUCCCCAGCCAAAUGCACUCUUUUACUCAGUAAUGUAUUUCAUAAUUUUUCAACUGGCUUAAAUAAACUUCAUUAACCUAUUGUUAAGGGCCUAAGAAAGAAAGGAAAGGACUUGAAAGUGCAAGUGAAGGUGCUCCAUCUUCCAGUCCUAAACAGCAGAGCACGGAGGGGUGAAUACGUCCAGGUGUGUUUAGGUUGUGUCCCUCACUCCCUGCUCUGUUGAUACAAUGCAGAGAGUUUGUACAUUCCCAGCACAGUGCCCUGGUUUUCUCUGACUCUAUCAUCACAUGAUAGAGGAACAUUUUGUAGAGUCUGUGUUUUGUUGUUUUUUUUGUUUUGUUGUUGUUGUUUUUUUUUUUUUCCCCCCUUCCUUUUAUCUGUCUUGGUGAUGUGUCAGAGCCUAAGGCAGGGCUGAGCUCUCCUCCUACCAUGUGAUGUGGGCUAUAACCUCAGCCCUGUGCCUUCUCUGAGGCUGAAUCUGCUUUGGACCUUGAGUCUUCAGGGAGUGAAAUUCCUCUGGGACUGUGUGACGAGCCGGCGGAUCCCUGGGAGUCAUGGCUGUAUCAUGGCAGAUGAAAUGGGGCUGGGCAAAACCCUGCAGUGUAUCACACUCAUGUGGACGCUUCUCCGGCAAAGUCCGGACUGCAAGCCUGAAAUCGAGAAAGCCAUGGUGGUGUCUCCCUCCAGCCUGGUGAGAAACUGGUACAAUGAAGUAGAGAAGUGGCUGGGGGGAAGGAUCCAGCCACUGGCCAUUGAUGGAGGCUCCAAAGAAGAGAUUGACCGUAAACUAGUUGGUUUUAUGAACCAGCGUGGCCUGCGAGUGCCUUCACCCAUCCUGAUCAUCUCCUACGAGACCUUCCGACUCCAUGCUGAGGCAUUACAGAAGGGCAGUGUUGGGCUGGUCAUAUGUGAUGAGGGCCAUAGACUGAAGAACUCUGAAAACCAAACAUACCAGGCUCUCAACAGCUUAAAUACACCUCGACGAGUCCUUAUCUCAGGCACCCCCAUUCAGAAUGACCUGCUUGAAUAUUUCAGCCUGGUGCACUUUGUCAAUUCAGGCAUUCUAGGAACUGCACAGGAAUUUAAAAGACACUUUGAAAUUCCCAUUUUAAAAGGCAGAGAUGCAGAUGCAAGUGAAGCUGAGCGACACAAAGGAGAAGAAAGACUUAAAGAGCUGAUCAGCAUUGUGAACAGGUGUUUAAUCCGAAGAACUUCAGACAUCCUGUCCAAAUACCUCCCAGUGAAGAUUGAGCAGGUGGUCUGCUGCAGAUUGACACCUCUGCAGGCUGAGCUGUACAAGAACUUCCUGAAGCAAGCCAAGCCAGUGGAGGAGCUGAAGGAAGGCAAAAUCAGUGUGUCAUCUCUCUCUUCCAUCACUUCCUUGAAGAAGCUCUGCAAUCACCCUGCUCUUAUCCAUGAUAAGUGCGUGGAAGAGGAAGAAGGUUUUAUGGGAGCCCUGGACUUGUUCCCUGCUGGCUAUAACACCAAAUCUGUGGAGCCCCAGCUUUCAGGAAAGAUGCUGGUUUUGGACUACAUCCUUGCUGUUACAAAAAGCACCAGUAACGACAAGGUAGUUUUAGUGUCUAACUACACUCAGACACUGGACCUAUUUGAAAAGCUCUGCAGGAACAGAAGGUAUUUAUAUGUCCGGCUAGAUGGCACCAUGUCCAUUAAAAAGAGAGCAAAGAUUGUGGAGCGAUUCAACAGCCCCUCGAGCCCUGAGUUUAUCUUCAUGUUAAGCAGCAAAGCAGGUGGCUGCGGUUUGAAUUUGAUCGGGGCUAACAGACUGGUUAUGUUCGACCCAGACUGGAACCCAGCUAAUGAUGAGCAGGCCAUGGCUCGUGUGUGGCGGGAUGGCCAGAAGAAGACAUGCUACAUCUAUCGACUGCUUUCAACAGGGACCAUAGAGGAGAAGAUAUUCCAACGCCAGACCCACAAGAAGGCCCUCAGCAGCUGCGUGGUGGAUGAAGAGCAAGAUGUAGAAAGGCACUUCUCACUUGGGGAGCUGAAGGAGCUUUUCACAUUGAAUGAGACCACCACUAGUGACACCCAUGACAAGAUCAAGUGUCAUCGCUGUGUGAACGGCCACCAGGUACGGCCCCCUCCUGAAGGGUCUGACUGUACCUCUGACCUCUCCCAGUGGAACCACUGUGCCGAUAAGCGGGGGCUGCAGGACUCCGUGCUGAAGGCUGCAUGGGAUGCUGCUGUCACCUUCACCUUUCACCAUCACUCCCAUGAGGAGCAGCGAGGGAUUCCCUAACAGGUUACUGUCCCCUGUGGGGGCAAGGACAGGCUGCUGUGGCAGUACACCCCACUUGAAUCCCUUUUAAGGAAAGGGGCAGUGGGUAGCCGUACAUGCUGGACCGUUGCGUGGCUGUGGAAUAACAGAACAGUGUGGUUUCCAAGAGGCUGGAAGGCCCUUAGCAUUAGUCAGUCAACUGCAACAGCAAGGAGUGCGUGGCUUUUUCUUUGCUGUUAUAUUGUGUGUCUGAAAAACAGCCCUUUGGGAACUGGGAAAAACUGGACCUUGUGCCCUUGAUCAGAUAUUGCACUGGCUCUCAUGCUGUUGGAGUCUGUGCCUUCUACUCAGCCAAGUUUUGUCCUCAGGUUUAAGUUAAGCCUGCAGUUUUAGAGCACUCGAUGUGCAGUCAUGGUUUUUCUUCCUUGACAGCUCUGGCUUACAGCUGUUGAUCAGAAACUUGCAGGGUUCAUUUCUGUAGUGAAAUGUGAACCUUGAUGAUUACUUGGGAAGAGGAUUUGCAUAAGGGAAAAAUUUCAGCUUGCAUGUUGAAUAUUUGGCCUGAAAGAUCAUGCAAGCAGUAGAAAAUCAGGCUCUAAGGUAAAUCAAUUUCUAAAACCACUUGCUUUGUUAUGGGCAGGCUCCCCUGAUCUAACAGUGUUUUAAUUAGAUCACAUUACAAACCAGUAACAAAAUUUACACUUUGGUACAUUAUGGGUCUUAAUUAUAUUUUUAUUACAAAAAUGUUACAAAAAAACAAACUAUUCAAAACCUCUGUAAAAUGACUGCAGACAUUGGAGAGGGGCAACAUGACUGCACAUAAACAGCAGGCUACUUGGUACAGAAGGAAUUUAAAAUAAGAUUUUCCAAAUGUAAAAGUUCAAGGCUAGGAAUGCUUUUAGGGAAGCUCUUAGCUUGUUUGCUACUCCCUUUAAAUGGAGGGAGGAGUUCUUAUUUCACAGAUCCUAGCGUGGCUGAAGUUGAAAGGGACCUUGAGGGCAUACUGUCCAAUGCCCCUGCUCAAAUGCAAGGCCACCUAGAGCUGAUUGCCAAGGGCCACAGCCAGAUGGCUUUUGAGUCUCUCCAAUGAUUAAGAUAUUUAUUGAUGAGAUGUUGGCUGAAACAGAUAAAUAAAUAACUGCUUGUCUAGA
Molecule: messenger RNA, 4060 nt
Organism: Tyto alba (common barn owl)
Lineage: Eukaryota; Metazoa; Chordata; Aves; Strigiformes; Tytonidae
Gene: RAD54L
Product: RAD54 like
Exons: 13
Coding region: 1236-2930 (564 amino acids)
Biological process (GO): reciprocal meiotic recombination; double-strand break repair via synthesis-dependent strand annealing
Cellular component (GO): nucleus
Molecular function (GO): ATP-dependent chromatin remodeler activity; ATP binding; DNA translocase activity
Source: RefSeq, a predicted model, not a curated record